Molecule: messenger RNA, 849 nt
Organism: Lutra lutra (Eurasian river otter)
Lineage: Eukaryota; Metazoa; Chordata; Mammalia; Carnivora; Mustelidae
Product: olfactory receptor 4P4-like
Exons: 3
Coding region: 1-849 (282 amino acids)
Biological process (GO): G protein-coupled receptor signaling pathway
Cellular component (GO): membrane
Molecular function (GO): G protein-coupled receptor activity; olfactory receptor activity
Source: RefSeq, a predicted model, not a curated record
AUGAACCAACCCAUGUAUUUCUUCCUUAAUUGCCUCUCACUCUCCGACCUUUUCUACACCUCAACAGUGACACCUAAACUAAUGGCUAAUUUGCUGGCAGAAAGGAAGACCAUUUCCUACAGUAACUGCAUGACACAGCUUUUUACCACACAUUUAUUUGGAACCAUGGAGGUCUUCAUCCUCACAGGGAUGGCCGAUGACCACUACGUGGCCAUCUGCAAACCCCUACACUACACCGUCGUCAUGAGCAGAGAGAGGUGUAAUGCUAUCAUCACAGUCUGCUGUACUGGGGCCUUAAUCCACUCUGCCAGUCAGUGCCUCCUCACCAUCUUCCUACCCUUCUGUGGCCCCAAUGAGAUAGAUCACUACUUCUGUGACGUGUAUCCUUUACUGAAGCUGGCCUGCACGGACACAGACAGAAUUGGUCUCUUGGUCGUUGUUAAUUCAGGGCUGAUUGCUCUGAUGAUUUUUGUGGAUUUUCUGAUAUUAUACACCCUUAGGGCUUACCCUGCUGAGAGCCACUCCAAAGCUCUUUCCACCUGCACUUCCCAUGUCACAGUCAUGGUUCUGUUCUUUGUGCCUGUUCUCUUCAUUUACAUUCAGCCCCCUUCAACUUUUCCGGAAGACAAAGUGUUUGCUCUUUUCUACACCAUCAUUGCCCCCAUGUUCAACCCUCUGAUCUACACACUGAGAAACAUGGAGAUAAAGAAUGCUGUGAAGAAAAUGUGUACUCCCAUGUCUAUGAUCAAACCCAUGACUUCAUUUUCAUCAGGGUCUGUGUUUGGGCUUCUGGAGACUGAACUGAAACAGAAAAGCUCUCAUUCUGAUGGUUUACCUGAAGUUGUGUAG